AUGUGGGGCACAGAGUGUAAUGAAAGGCUUCGAAGGCUUUGCAGGUCCGGGUUAUUCUCAUGUCUCCCUGAGGAGACUGAAGUACAUACUGUAGGCCUUGGUACUUCGAUCCUACUUAUUACCCCCUCACCGGCUCUCGACCACACGCCUCCCGUUUACUCUUCCAUAUAUUUGUCGUCCUGCCGAUCAUCGGACUCUCCGGACAGUUUCCCUUCUGAUCAGAAAAUGAAGAUGUACAGUGAUAUCGGCAAGGUGGCAAAAAAGCUCCUCACGGAUGACUAUAUCUUCACUAACAAAAUCAAGGUCGCCUCCAAGACCCAGGACGGAUGUUCCUACACGGUAACCGGCGUCCAGAAUCCCAAAGACGACGCCAUUGCUGCUGAAGUUAGCACCAAAUUGAAGGCGAGGGGCGCUACAGUAACCGGAAAGCUGCAGACCGGUGCCAAAGACCCAAUCAUCGAAGCAAAGUACGAAACAAAGGACUCAGACGGCCGCAACUACACUGUGGCUGGAGAUUUCAGCCGCAACUUGGCCAAAUCCCACGUCGAAUUUAUCAGCGGACCGCUGGGCAUCAAGAUUGGCGCUGAUGUACUGGCGUCUCAUAUUACCGGCUCGGCUGCAGUCGCCAUUUCGAGCUCUCAGUACUCAGGGUUUGCCGUUGCAGGUGCGGAGACGCAGUACAAUAUAGCGGAUAAGGAGGUGUCGAAGCUCAAUUAUGCGCUGAGUUUCUUUGAUGGGCGCGAAAGUGAAUGCACGCUUCACGUGUUGGAUCAAGCAAAGUCGGGUAUGAUUAGCUACUCGCACCACGUGCGUCCAGGCUUUUCCGUGGGCGCGCAAGUGCUUUACGUGCGCGAAUCUGCCGCAACCUCGCUUUGCGUCGGAAGUGCCUACCGUCUGGACGGCGCUACCACCGUCAAAGGCAAGCUAGACUCGGCGGGUACUCUCUCGCUUUCGUAUAUCCAGAAUGUACGACCUAAUACAACCUUAAUCAUGUCUAGCAAGUUCAACACAACCAAUUUUGACUCAGCCAAGUUUGGUUUCUCAUUGGCACUUGAAUAAUGUGCGGAGAGAGGACAAGGUAUGCGCAGCGUUUUUUCCUAGUCAGCAGGGCAUGCUUGUUUCAUGAAGCGUCAGAUUUGUACCAUUUUUAUGCGCGUUUGAGAAACAGCUUGUGAGUUUUAAAGCAUGUAUCAGUGGCUGAUGUUUCGCUACGUCAUUA
Chondrus crispus (carragheen) is the source of this 1219-nucleotide messenger RNA. RefSeq lists its product as hypothetical. Gene Ontology annotation, molecular function: voltage-gated monoatomic anion channel activity. Gene Ontology annotation, biological process: monoatomic anion transmembrane transport. The record is from RefSeq and is a predicted model, not a curated record. The transcript has 3 exons. The coding region runs from base 1 to 1059 and encodes 352 amino acids. NCBI's taxonomy places the organism in Eukaryota, Rhodophyta, Florideophyceae, Gigartinales, Gigartinaceae. Gene Ontology annotation, cellular component: mitochondrial outer membrane.